AUGGCUCUUGAUAAGGCUAUUAGGAGGAAGAUCAUUUGCCUUCAUAAUCAAGGAUUGUCUGAGAGGGACAUAGCUUCGAGGUUGCUAGAGGCCAAAUCCACUGUUCAUGACACAGUUUCUCGAUACAAAAAGACUGGGACAGUUGAGAUCAAGCCUCGCAAACCCAGAUUUCGACCUGUGCGAACCAGGCAGCUUGUUAACAAGGUCAGAAACAAAUUAAUCCGGAAUCCUCACAGAAGCCUCGGGGAUAUGUCCAAAGAGUAUGAGAUCCCAAAAACCACUCUAAGAAGGGUAUUAAAAUUCGACCUCAAGAAGACAUGCUUCAAAUUCACUCGCAGGCAAGUGCUCUCUGAGGCCACUGUGGCCAAGAGGUUGCAACGAGGCCGCAUUAUUCGAGAUAAGAUUGCCUGUGCUCCACACCCUGCCACAAUUUGGAGUGAUGAAAAGAUUUUCACAGUCCAAAGAGCUUGGAACCGUCAAAAUGACAGAUUUUAUGCCUGCAACCUUGAGGACAUUCCCCUCUACAAUAGAUCAGUCUUUAUUCGCCAGCAUCCAGCCCAUGUGAUGGUUUGGGCAGGGGUCUCUGAUGAUGGCCGCAAGACUCCUCUUGUGGUCAUCCCUGAGGGUACCAAGGUCAACUCAGAUGCUUACAUCAAUCUUUUGGAAGAGGAGUUGCUCCCUUGGAUUCAACAACAGCAUUGGGAGCAUGGAUAUGCUUUUAUGCAAGAUGGGGCUCCAGCCCACACCUCCAAGAAGACUCAAGGCUGGUGCAAGGCCAAUUUGAUGGAUUUUUGGGACAAGAAUACUUGGCCACCUUCCUCUCCAGACUUAAACCCGAUGGAUUUUUCCAUUUAG
Molecule: messenger RNA, 855 nt
Organism: Tigriopus californicus
Lineage: Eukaryota; Metazoa; Arthropoda; Copepoda; Harpacticoida; Harpacticidae
Exons: 1
Coding region: 1-855 (284 amino acids)
Molecular function (GO): nucleic acid binding
Source: RefSeq, a predicted model, not a curated record